Messenger RNA from Terrapene triunguis (Three-toed box turtle), 2856 nucleotides. It is a transcript of the gene DYNC1I1, whose product is annotated as dynein cytoplasmic 1 intermediate chain 1. Gene Ontology annotation, molecular function: dynein heavy chain binding; dynein light chain binding. The transcript is spliced from 16 exons. Gene Ontology annotation, cellular component: cytoplasmic dynein complex. Lineage: Eukaryota; Metazoa; Chordata; Testudines; Emydidae. Gene Ontology annotation, biological process: transport along microtubule. The coding region runs from base 1 to 1887 and encodes 628 amino acids. The record is from RefSeq and is a predicted model, not a curated record.
AUGUCAGACAAAAGUGAUUUAAAAGCUGAGCUCGAGCGCAAAAAGCAGCGCCUAGCACAAAUAAGAGAGGAGAAGAAACGGAAGGAAGAAGAAAGGAAAAAGAAAGAGGCUGAUCAGCAGCAAAAGAAAGAGCCAGUUCAGGAAGAUUCGGAUCUAGAUCGCAAAAGAAGAGAGACAGAGGCUUUAUUACAGAGCAUUGGUAUAUCCCCAGAACCACCUCUAGUCCCAACCCCUAUGUCUCCCUCUUCGAAAUCAGUGAGCACCCCCAGUGAAGCUGGCAGCCAGGAUUCAGGAGAUCUGGGACCAAUAGGAAGGACCCUGCAGUGGGACACAGACCCCUCAGUGCUGCAGCUCCAGUCUGACUCUGAACUUGGACGCAGACUUCACAAGCUAGGUGUGUCAAAGAUUACCCAGGUUGAUUUCUUACCACGGGAAGUGGUGUCCUACUCCAAGGAGACACAGACACCUCUUGCUACACAUCAGUCUGAAGAGGAUGAAGAUGAUGAUGAGAUUGUGGAACCCAAAGCACGGAAUGACUCAGAGAUGGAAAAUCAAGAACAGAAACACGAGGUGAAAGAAGCUCCUCCUAGAGAAUUGACAGAGGAAGAAAAACAACAGAUUCUCCAUUCAGAAGAAUUCCUGAUAUUUUUCGACCGAACAAUACGUGUAAUUGAGCGAGCUUUGGCUGAAGAUUCAGACAUAUUCUUUGACUACAGUGGCAGAGAUGUAGAAGAGAAAGAUGGAGAUGUUCAAGCCGGAGCCAACCUUUCCUUUAAUCGUCAGUUCUAUGAUGAGCAUUGGUCAAAGCAUCGUGUUGUCACCUGUAUGGAUUGGUCUCUUCAGUACCCUGAAUUGAUGGUUGCUUCUUAUAACAAUAACGAAGAUGCUCCACAUGAGCCAGAUGGGGUGGCCUUAGUUUGGAACAUGAAGUUUAAGAAAACCACACCAGAAUAUGUUUUCCAUUGUCAGUCCUCUGUGAUGUCUGUCUGCUUUGCACGUUUUCACCCCAACCUGGUUGUUGGUGGAACAUACUCUGGCCAAAUUGUCCUGUGGGAUAAUCGCAGUCACAGGAGGACUCCAGUUCAGCGUACACCCCUUUCGGCUGCUGCUCACACGCAUCCUGUAUACUGUGUAAAUGUAGUUGGAACACAGAAUGCGCACAAUCUCAUUACAGUUUCUACAGAUGGCAAAAUGUGCUCCUGGAGCCUGGAUAUGCUCUCAACACCACAGGAGAGCAUGGAGCUGUCCUACAAUAAAUCCAAGCCGGUGGCAGUUACAGGAAUGGCUUUCCCAACAGGAGACGUCAACAACUUCGUGGUUGGCAGCGAGGAGGGUACCGUCUACACGGCUUGUCGUCAUGGAAGUAAAGCAGGAAUUGGUGAAAUCUUUGAAGGCCACCAAGGACCUGUCACGGGGAUCAAUUGCCACAUGGCAGUGGGCCCAAUCGACUUUUCCCAUCUCUUUGUCACAUCAUCAUUUGACUGGACAGUCAAGUUGUGGACCACAAAGCACAACAAGCCGCUCUACUCCUUUGAAGACAAUGCAGACUAUGUCUACGAUGUCAUGUGGUCACCAGUGCAUCCCGCGCUCUUUGCCUGUGUGGACGGGAUGGGGCGCUUGGAUCUGUGGAACCUGAAUAAUGACACCGAGGUUCCAACAGCCAGUGUGACAAUUGAAGGAGCUUCUGCCCUCAAUCGUGUCCGUUGGGCCCAGGCUGGGAAAGAGGUAGCAGUUGGAGAUUCAGAAGGCCGCAUCUGGAUCUAUGAUGUUGGAGAGCUCGCUGUUCCACACAAUGACGAAUGGACCCGUUUUGCUCGGACACUGGUUGAAAUCCGUGCCAACAGAGCGGACAGUGAAGAGGAAGGGACUGUAGAAUUGUCUGCCUAGAGAAAAGGAGGUUUCCACUGUGUCUAGCGCAGCAUCUAUCCCCUGUUGAGUAUGCCAGUUUUCGGUGUCAAAUCAGUAUCGCUGUGGCUUUUGAUGCCAGUGUCCCUGCCAACAUUGCUUAGAGAGCUCCAUGUUAAUCACACUGCGCUUUACACAAGGCUGAGAAUCUCCAGAGCUGUUCCAUACUUUAUAUUUCUGUCUGAAACGUAAGAAAGAAAAGACAAAUCAAACCUUUAUGGGUUUAGCUGUUGCCUUUUAACUACUUAGUAGCUGUAUUUAAUAGCUAGAAACCAUGGUUAAACUUGUGCUCACAUGCACUUCUGGCAUAGUCCUAUUAAAUCCAUAUGAAGCCAGAUAUGAUUAUGUGCAGAUGUGGUGUGCUUCAUGAUAUGGGACUGGGCCAAAGACUUUAGAUGUGGUGUUUCACAUGGUGACUUACAUUAUGAAUGGAUGUACUAUACAAAAGUUGCUGCUCCUUAUUUAUUGCGGUGUGCUGCAUGGAACAUAUUUAUUUGAAAGCAUUAAAAUAAAUGAUCCUAAAGCAUGUGCAUAAUGAGAGCACUGCAUUGUCUCUGUGCUGCUGUAGAGGCUACAUUACCAUUCAAAUACUAAAGAUGUAAAAUCUAUAAAUAUUUGUUUGAGUGGAUGGAAUGAUUUUUUUAAAAUGCCUAUUACUUCUAGGCACUUUAACAAUAUUUCACGUACAGUUGGUCGUUGAUACUUGUCAUGGUAACACUAACAGGCUGACAAAGAAUUGUGGUUCCUGAGUAUGACACCAAUAUUGCCAAUAAACUUAUUCUGGAGCAACGUGGUUAAUCCUUUUGGGCCAGCAGUACUCAGCAUGUUAAACAUGGGACAUUGGCUAUGCACUGGGAACAUGUGACUUCCAAGAAUUGCAGAAUGCUCAUACAACUGCUAUGUCAGGGAUUGGCAACCUUUGGCACACGGCUCGCCAGGGUAAGCCCCCUG